Messenger RNA from Malus domestica (apple), 2867 nucleotides. Its product is annotated as serine/threonine-protein kinase ATM-like. The record is from RefSeq and is a predicted model, not a curated record. Lineage: Eukaryota; Viridiplantae; Streptophyta; Magnoliopsida; Rosales; Rosaceae.
CACACACACACACACACACUCUCUCUCUCUCUCUCUCUCUCUCUCUCCCCCUCUCACACACACACACAUUCAGUUCGAAACGCAUCUUUCGCCUCUUCGGCCUUUUCCCUACAAAUUCCUCAAAACUUGUAACUCUCAAGGAUCUCACUAGCCGACCCACCAUUCCAGCUUAGGGUUCUUCUCGGAUCACACAGGCUCAGCACUUAUGGAACAAUCAUACAUUUUUCUUGAGGUUUGAUGUUGGGAAAAAUCGUUGGACUUGUUAGGAAUUUGUAGACAAUGGAGAGGCCAAAGACCCCAGAAACCCUAGAAGAUCAAAACCCUAGUGGUAAAACCCUAGAAGGGGCAUCUGAGUUGUUAGGGUGGAGUGAGAACUGUAUUGGGUUGGAGUCAUUUCCUGGAAUUUUGGGAGGUAGUGGAGAAGGAGUUGGUGUUACUGGUAAUGAUGCGGGACUUGGUUAUGUGGAAGGGGUGACUCAAGCGGUGGAAGCCGAGAAAGGAGUCCUGGAUGGUAAUAAAGGAGAGGAUUUGGGAUUGUUGGGUAUGGAGGCAGUUUCUGGUGUGUUUAAUAGUUGCAUGAAUGGUGUUGGGGCUGAGGAGGUUUGUUGGCUUAAUGGUGAGGUUGGUGGGGAAAAUAAGGCUCAAAUGGGCUCCCAAAGGUUGCCAUCCGAAAUGGGAAAUGACGUUCAGAUGGAUUUUGCGGAGCCAGAGUCAGAUGGGAACGGGAACUUAGAGGAUUUGGGUGGUAAUGAGGAUGAAGAGGGUGGAGUUGAUGUGGAAAGCGAUGCUCAAAUGGGUUCCCAACAGUCCCUAUCAGAUAAUGGAAAUGACAUGCAGACGGAUUUUGCGGAGCCACAGUCAGAUGGGAACGGGAACUUUGAGGAUUUGGGUGGUAAUGAUAAUGAAGAGGGUGGAGUUGAUGUGGAAAGCGAUGCUCAAAUGGGUUCCCAACGGUUGCCAUCAGAUAAGGGAAAUGACGUUCAGAUGGAUUUUGCGGGGCCACAGUCAGAUGGGAACAGGAACCUUGAGGAUUUGGGUGGUAAUGAGCAUGAAGAGGGUGGAGUUGAUGUGGAAAAUGAUGCUCAAAUGGGUUCCCAAUGGUCGCCAUCAGAUAAGGGAAAUGAUGUUCAGAUGGAUGUUUUGAAGCCAGAGUCAGAUGGGAACGGGAACUUAGAGGACUUGGGUGGUACUGAUAAUGAGGAGGAUGGAGUUGAGAAGAUUGCUGAUGAUGAUGAUGAUGGUAUGAAUGAAGGAAAAACAUUGGGAUUGAAUGGGAUUGACUCAGUUGGGGUUGACUCAUCUAGCAAGAAGAUAGAAGUUUCGGAUGAUGGUAUAUCACUGUUCGUGGAUUUUAGUGGUCAUCCACCAGAUGAUCUUCAGGUGGCAAGUUGUCCUGGAUUUGCAGGUACAGAAACUGUAGAAGAAUUUGGACAUGAUGAACAGGAGAAGGAUUUUGAUUAUCAAGGCUAUGGUUUUUCUGCGGGUGACAUUGUAUGGAUUAAAACCAAAACCCAGACAUGGUGGCCUGGUAAAAUAUAUGAUCCAGUAUAUGCGUCGAAGUUUGGUGCCAGUGGGGAUCCAGGGGGCUGUCUACUAGUUGGAUAUUUUGGGAUGAGUCAUGUAGCAUGGUGCCAUCCAUACCAACUAAAACCUUUUCGUGAGUACUUUGAGCAGAUGUCGGGGCAAAGCAAGGCUAGAAUAUUCCUUGGAGCUGUUGAGAAAGCACUCGAAGAGUUUGGUCGGCUUGUAAAAUUGAAUAUGACUUGUUUGUGUGUUUUGAAAGAAAACCACCUGUCAGCCAGUGAUGCAGAAUCUAUCAAAGGAAUUCCCAUGCCUGACCGCAAAUCUGGCAAACUCGGUGAAUUUUCAGUUGAUCAUUUUAAUUCUGCAGAGUUUCUUGCGCAUCUCAAAAAUCUUGCACUGGUUGUUUCCAUGGGUGGCACACUUGAUUUUGUUGUCAAACGAAAUCAAUUAUCAGCCUUCUACCGUUCCAUAGGGCACAGCCAGCUGCCUAUGCAUCUACUCUGGGAAACAAAUGAUGCUGAAGAUGGUGCUGAUUGCAAGUCAAUGGCUAAACGUAAUGUCGACAUUUGGGUUGGAUAUGGAGAUACUGAGCUAGAUGAAAUGUUUUUGAAAAGCACACCAUUAAAUAACUCUCAGAAGGAUGAAAGAAAUGAAGUGUUAGACAAGGUUUUUGAUGGAGACAAUAUUGCUGAUGAAGGUUUCAUCUCAGGUUCAAAAUUGAGGAGGAGAAAGGUGAAGAGGGAUUCUGACUUUGAAUAUGGUGAUGUUGGAAAUGAGGGAAUGACUGAAAAAGGCAUCGAAUCAAGAGAACGGAAGAAGCAGGUACUUGUCUUACCCGUACAUAAACUUGAGACAGAAGGGAUUGCCUGCUGAAAUGGAUGAUGAGGGAGUGGCUGCAAAUAUUGAUGCCAGCCGGUCUAGUGGGUCGCCAUCUAAUUUUAAAUUUACUGGUGAGAAGUUCUGGAGAAAGUGGUAUAAAAGGCUUACAGGUGAAAGUAACAUAUCCGGUGACCCAAACUUAAUAAAUGCAUCUUCUGCUGAGUUGCUUUCUGAAAUCUACUCUACAGCUGUCAACUGCCUCUAUCCGAACGAAAAUAAGACAUUUGAUUCAGUUGCCUGGUUUGUUUCUAGAUUCAGGAUUUCGGUAUUUCAUGAUGAAUCUAUUUGUAAAGCCUAUCGUAACAAUAUGGUUGGUCAGGAAGAUGCUAACCCCAACCUGUUGGGAUAUAGCGGUCAGAACGAGGCAAAAUCUGAACCAAAGAAAAGGAGGAGAAAGUCUAAGUUGAAGCAUCCAGGGGGCGAAGACACUGCCAGCAUGCCAAAUCUAGUUCAAAGCACUUCAA